This is a messenger RNA of Pseudo-nitzschia multistriata, 1438 nucleotides long. The record is from the annotation of a GenBank genome assembly. NCBI's taxonomy places the organism in Eukaryota, Bacillariophyta, Bacillariophyceae, Bacillariales, Bacillariaceae.
CGCAAGCAAYAAACCACCAUGACAACAGGAUCCCAGAAAGGUCGAAGAGAGUAACACCAACCCCCACGAGAUCGUAGCAGCAGAAGACAACGGAUCCUUUCCAUCCUUCCCCCCAAAACACACACACGCAACAAAAUGGUAUYGGCGCAGCAACAAUCCCUCGCGGCGGUCCUCCUCUCGGCCCUCGUCCUGGCGCAGUGCGUCUCGCCCUCGGCGUCCUUUGCCUCGGCGACCGCCUUUUCCCGCACCCCUUCGCCCCUGUUGGCGACGGCGGAGAAGGAAGCCGCGACGGGCACGGACGACCUGCUGAAACCCCCRUACGAGAUCGAACCGAUUCCGCUGCGGAUCGGCCACGGGUUCGACAUCCACCGCAUGGCCCCACUCGAGGAGGCCGGCCAGCCGGUCGUGAUCGGGGGGGUCGAAAUYCCCCACAAGGACCAAAAGGUGCGUCUUCACCGGACCCAUAUUCGGAGCGAUCGAUCGGAUGGACGAACGAAUCAAUGGCAGCGGUGAUUCGUUUCGUUCGUUCGUUCGUUCGUUCUUUGUCGCGUUUGUGGCUCUUUUUAUGCCUUAGCACACGGUGGUUUGGAACUGCCCCGGAUAAGUGCAUCGAUGGCUUCAUUCCGUCUCACAACAUAAUGCUGCUAUAACGCCGAACCUCUUGRUAAUUCCUUGCGAUGGACGAAUGUAUGGUGCAAAAUUCUUGAUUCGGUCUCGGUAAAACGAUUGGAUUGUUCCGACUGUUCCCGCGCGUUUUCUGUCCCGUUUYGGCAAAUGAAUCGGAAUUGUAUCAACGCUCCCAGUGGACGGACGCCGAGGGCAAGUACGUCGAAAAAGGCGGGAUCUACGAGACCCAGCUGGGGGUCGUGGCGCACUCGGAUGGCGACGUCAUCUACCACUCGGUCGUCGACGCCAUCUUCGGGGCCCUGACCCUCCCGGACAUCGGCCAGGUCUUCCAGGACACCGACCCCCGGUGGAAGGGCUGCGAUUCCUCCAAGUUCAUGGAGCACGCCUUCGAGGUCAUGGACGGCUACGGAUACCAGAUUGGGAACAUCGACGUGACCCUCAUCCUGGAGCGCCCCAAGGUGGCUAGCUUCAAGCCAGGGAUGAAGGACAACAUCGUCCGUCUCCUCAAGACAACGCCCGGACGUGUGAACAUCAAGGCGCGAACCCACGAGCGCGUCGACAGCGUUGGAGAGUUGCGGAGUCUGAGCUGCCACGUGUGUCUGACACUGGAGAGGGUGCCCGAGAAGGAAUAAACAAACAAUCCAAACGAAUCCAAACAUAAGGCACACUAAGCAAUAUCGCAUACGAUCCAGCAGGCCCRUGGAUUUUGGUACAAAAUCUCUAGUCUAGAUUCCGAGCGAAGCAGURUUUUGCGAAAAUACAGAACAGGCUAUACUUGUUUCAGCUUCACAAAUAGAUACUCUACCACGCC